AAAUAAUUUGAUUAAAAUAACUAAUGGCUAGAUCAUUAAUCUUGUUCACUUUGUUAGUAAUGGCUUAUUCAAUAUAAGUAAAAAUAAAUGAAUGUACUUGUGAGUAAGUUCUAAAAUAAGACGAAUGUGAUGAAUACCCCAUAGGAGGAGGAAUAGAAUGUGAUUGGAAUGAAGAAAAAAAAGUUUGUGAAUCUUAUCGUAGUGUAGAAUGCUCAAUAUUAAAAGGUAGUGAAAUAUGCAGAGGGUUAACUUCUUGUGGAUGGGUGAAUGGUAAAUGUGUAAAUUUUAAAUAAUGUUCUGAUUACUAAGAAACUGUGGACUAGAAAUGUAAUGAUAUAAACUAUACUUGUAUUUUAAUUAAAGAUGAUUAAUGUGGAAAAGUAUCAAUCCCAGAAUGUGAAUCAUUUACACCAGAAUUAUGUAAAAAUACUUCAGAAUAAAUAUGUGUUUUAUCUGGUAGUCCUGCAAAAUGUGUGACAAUGAAGAAAUGUGAAUAAGGUAGUUAUAAUUAAAGUCAAUGUAAGAAGAACUUAAUAUCAUGUAUUUGGGAAAAUGAUAAAUGCAGAGAUAAAAAAUGCACAGAUAUUUAAACAAAGGAUGCUUGUAGAUUCAUUUCCUCAUUUGAUUAGUACACGGCAACAUUAUGUCAAUGGACAGCUUAAGGCGAUUGUAUUGAAAGAAAUGAAGAUGAUUUCACAGAAAAUAAUUGUUUUUAUGAUAGUGCAUGUGGAAGAGUAUGGAAAGAUGGUAAAUGUCAAUCUUGUUCAGCCUCACCUGAUCCUGAUCCUGAUCCCCCAGCUCCCAUUCCUUCAUAUCAUUAAAUAUUAUCUAUUAUCAUGCUUUUAUUAGCAAUAAUAAUAUGAUAUUAUUCAUUAGAC
Molecule: messenger RNA, 878 nt
Organism: Paramecium sonneborni
Lineage: Eukaryota; Ciliophora; Oligohymenophorea; Peniculida; Parameciidae
Source: the annotation of a GenBank genome assembly